GAGCAGGAUGGCUGGAUGAAGAUCUCUCUGGUUCUCUGGUUCUCUGGUUGCUGGACGCUGUUUGUGGGUUGAAUGUGAAUCGGAAUGUCGCUGGAGAUAAAAGAGUUCAGCGGCUUAUUGUGAAUAAAAUCAGGUGAAAGGGGAUCACGGUUCCGGUUUGAUGAUCAGCGCUGCUUCAACUCAACUGAUUUUAAUAAACACCGUGGAGGUGGGUGUGUUGGUGAGAGUGUUAGGAUGAACUCGGAGGAGCUGGAGCUGCUCGGUGACUCCAAGUACCGGAACUACAUCGCCGCCGUGGAUAAAGCGCUGAAGAACUUCGAGUACUCCAGCGAAUGGGCCGACCUGAUCUCAGCUCUCGGCAAACUCAACAAGGUCCUGCAGAACAAUGCCAAGUACCAGGUCAUACCCAAGAAGCUGACGAUCGGCAAGCGUUUGGCGCAGUGCCUUCACCCGGCGCUGCCCAGCGGCGUUCACCGUAAAGCUCUGGAGACCUACGAGAUCAUCUUCAAAAUCAUCGGCCCCAAACGCCUGGCCAGGGACCUGUUCCUCUACAGCUCUGGACUCUUCCCGCUGCUCUCCAACGCCUCCAUGUCGGUGAAGCCGGUGCUGCUGGGUCUGUACGAGACCUUCUACCUGCCGCUGGGAAAAACGCUGAAACCCGGACUGCAGGGAUUGCUGACGGGGGUUCUGCCGGGCCUGGAGGAGGGGUCCGACUACCACGACAGGACCAACACGCUGCUGGAGAAGGUGGCGGCGGCGGUGGAACAGUCGGUGUUCUAUAGCGCCCUCUGGGGGAGCAUCCUGACCAGCGCCUCCGUACGACUGCCGGGGAUCAGCUUCGUCCUCCUGCACCUGAACCGAAAACUGAGCAUGGAGGAUCAGCUGUACGUCAUGGGCAGCGACAUCGAACUGAUGGUGGAGGCGGUCAGUACGUCGGUUCAGGACUCCAGUGUGUUGGUACAGAGAAGUACGCUGGAUCUCAUCCUCUUCUGCUUCCCCUUCCACAUGAGCCAGGCCACUCGGCCGGAUAUGAUCCGGAUCCUGUCGGCGGCGCUGCACGUGGUUCUGAGGAGGGACAUGUCGCUCAACCGCAGGCUGUACGCGUGGCUGCUGGGUUUCGACAACAACGGGGUGAAAACAGGCCCCCGAAACAAUCGCCUUAGCAACACGGAGGAACACGCAACACACUACUUCAACACCUACUCCAAAGACAUGCUGGUACAGGCCAUGGUGGGGAUACUGCAGGGUAAAGCUCGGGGGGGUGAGGAGGAGAGCGCCCUCAUGCACGACCUCAAACCGUUUAGGAUCCUCAUCAGCCUUCUGGAUAAACCUGAACUGGGUCCUGUGAUCCUGGAGGACGUUCUGAUCGAGGUGUUUCGAACUUUACACACUCAGUGCAGAGCAGAACUGGACCUGCAGAACCAGAACCAGUUCAGUAAGGAUCAAACCCAGCUCAGCAGUAAGCUGCGGGAGAAUAAGAAGACGGCUGAGCUGAUCAAAACUGCUAAUCUGUUGUUUAAUUCCUUCGAGCCGUACUACAUGUGGGAUUAUAUCGCCCGAUGGUUCGAGGAGAGCUGCAGGCGAGCCGGGCGUGGCCCCGGGCCCCCAGCGCUGUCCCUGCUGGAGUUCUGCACGCUGAUCGACUUCCUGCUGGACAUCGUAUCACUGCCCACUCGCAGUAUGAGGGUGAUCUGUCAGGAGACGUAUAUCGAGAUCCAGACGGAGCACCUCCCUCAGCUCCUCCUCAGGAUGAUCUCUGCUCUCACUCUUCACCUCCCGUCCCUCAGUCUGUCUGAGCUCAUUCACUGUCUGCGCCUCUGUUCCAAAAUCCUCAGCAAAGUUCAGCCCCCCCUCGUCUCCCCCCUCACCCUCCCCAGCACCUCCAGCUCUGCCCCCCGGGACCAGGAACCCUGCUGCCCAACAGUCCCGGUGUCUCUGACGGUGGACGCCCCCCUCAGUGAGGAGGUCUUUGAGGAGGGUGAUGCCCUGCCCACCCUGCGCUCCCCUGAGAGCAGUUUUACUGAUUUUGUUCAGUAUGAGGGACAGGGCGAGGUGGAGGGGGAGGACUCCGCUCGGGUACGACCCGCUCCGAAACCCUGUUCUGGCUCCGGUGUUCCCCCGAAACUGCAGGGCGCCCCGCUGAUGCAGCGGUGCCUCGAGCACUUCCAGCACUUCCUGUGCAGUCUGGUGGACCUGCACGUCACGCCCGGUCUGAGGGAGGGUGGGGCGUUACAGGAGACGACGGGCGUCACGGAUCAGAAGGAGUGCGUGGCGGCGUUCGGCGCGGCCUGUCAGCUCUUCCUCGAGUGCUCCAGUUUCCCCGUGUACAUCGCUGAGGGGAACCUCAAAUCCCCCACCAGAGACGAACAGAAAGAGGGCGUGAGCGUCUCCCCUCCCUCCUGGCUGCAGGCUCUGAUGAACGCCUGUUUCUCCGAGCUGGACUUCAGCGUCCGUGCCGUGGCCGUGGCCCUCCUCAUGGACCUGGUGGGGCUGACCCAGUCCGUCGCCAUGGUGACGGCGGAGCGCGUGGGGGGCGCCGACUCCGCCCGGCCGAUGAGCCCGAGCCAGGGCCGGGUCGCCGUGGUGAUCAGGCCGCCGCUCACGCAGGGCAUGCUGAGGCACAUCGCCGAAAACACCGACUUCUUCAAGAGGGUGGCGGUGCUGCUGUGGGAUCAGCUGGGCGUGGCCACGCCUCAGCACCAUCAGCGCAGCGUGGAGCUUUUCUACCAGCUUCACAACCUGGUUCCUUCCUCCAGCAUCUGCGAGGACGUCAUCAGUAACCAGCUCAUGCACCGAGACAAGGGGACCCGGCUGGAGGCUCACGUCAAGUUCUCAGUUCUGUGGCAUCUCACCAGAGACCUGAACAUCAGCAAGUCCUCGCCGUUCAGCCGCACCUUCGACAGGUCUUUGUUCAUCAUGCUGGACAGUCUGAGCUACUGGGACGGUUCGUCGAGUGCCGUGGGUCGGGCGUGGCUCAACCAAGUAUUACAGCGGCACGACAUCGCCCGGGUCCUCGAGCCGCUCCUGCUGCUCCUUCUGCACCCCAAAACUCAUCGGGUUUCCAUACAGAGAGUCCAGGCCCAGCGCCACUGGACCAGCGCUUUCCUGGACCCAGCGGGAACAGAGGCCGGCGGGGAUCCGCCUGAACUCGGCUCUCAUAAUUAUUGCAUCUCUGUGGAUCCCUCAAAGGCCCGAGACCUUCCUCUGGACGACAUGGAGCCCUUGAGCCUCACCGUGAACCCUUUAAGUGACAGCGUGUCGCUUCUGAGCCUCAGCAUGGAGAACCUACAGCUCUGUGGAGAAUAUCAACCUCCAGACCAGCAGGGGCAGCCUCUGAGCUCCGAGUCGACUGGCAGCAUCGGCAGCAUCGACGAGCUGGAAGCGAGCGGAAGCAGCACUAAUACCUGUGAUCCCAGUGUGAUUCCAGCAGAAGAAUCAGAAGAAGACUCCAUGAACGUGGUGGUUUCUGCGAUCAUCAGUGAACUGGUGGACAAAGUGGUGCAGACGCUGGAGGACGGUUCGACCGGGACCGAUUCCCCUCCUGAGGCCUGGACACGGAGCGAUUCGGACAGUUCCAACUCCUCCGAGACGUCCGUCGAACCCCAGGUCAACGUGACUCCGUUUUCAAGUAACCAGGGUCGAACGCUUCCCGAACUGGUGGCCGGCGGGACGCUGGAGCUUCUCGCGGUACCUCACGCCGGAGAGGAACCUCAGGAGGGAAUAACCCGGCAUAGUUCCUCGCCUUCGAUCGCCACGCUGACGGACGGCGGCGUGAACGGGAGCUUACACCCGGACGACCCGCUCUCACGGAAGCGCAGCCAGAGCAGCACGCAGCUCAGCCUCAGGGGCAAAAUCAUGGAGCGUCUCGCCGACAAAUCCCCGGGCGCCAAACCCAAGGUCAAGAAGUCCAAGCGGAAAGACCAAGAGCGCCGGAAAACCAACCAGGCCGAUAAAAACCGGCCUCCCAGCAUCUUCUUCGGGGACAGCCUGGACCUGGAGAACUGGUACAGCUGUGGGGAAGGGGAGGUCUCCGAAAUCGAGAGUGACGUGGGCUCGCCCGGCUCCGGCACCCCUGGAGUCCCGGGAUCGUCUCGAUCGUCGAGCCGCUUCAACAUCCACCCGCUGUACCAGCACGUCCUGCUUUACCUGCAGAUCUACGACUCCUCCAGGGCUCUCCACGCUCUCUCGGCCAUCGCGGCCAUGUUGCGUACGGCCCCCGCCGGCCUCGUCGGCGCCAUCUCCACCACCAGCAUCAACAACACCUACACCCCGCAGCUCUCGCUCCUCCAGAACCUCCUGGCCCGGCACCGCGUCUCCGUCAUGGGCAAGGACUUCUACUGCGCCAUCCCGCAGGACUCGCACUCCUUCCGUAGCGCCAUGUACCUGGAGAUCAUCAUCUCCCUGUGCCUCUACUUCCUGCGCAGCUACUACUCGGCGCACGUCCCGGCCAUGCCGCAGGACCUCGCCGGGAACCGCGCCAUGCAGCUCACCAGCCUGGAAGUCCUCACGCUUCUGUUCGCCGAGCUGGCCAAGGUGACCGGCGGCUCGGCUAAAGGCUUCGCCAGCUUCAUCAGCGACGUCCUGUCCAAGUGCAAGGUGCAGAAGGUGGCGCUGCACUGCCUGCUCUCGUCCAUCUUCAGCGCGCAGAAGUGGCACGAGCAGCGCCUGCGCGGAACCAACCUGCCCGCCGUGGAGGAAGGACUGUCGGAGGACAGCGUGAUUGACCUGUCGGAGGACCGGCUCGACUCGUGCAGCGGCGUGCAGUCGCAGCUCCUGCGGCUCCUCCAGAGUCUGGUCGUGCUGGAGCAUCACGUCCUGGUCCCCGGAGACGACUCCGCCGAGACCGGUUCGGGCACCGGGAGUUCUGGAGGUGGCGCCGGAGCCGGACCCGGAGGUUUCGAGAUCUUGGGCGGUGAAGUGGAGCAUGUGAACCCUCAGCAGCCGAUGGCGUCGCUGCAGUACCUGCACGGGCAGCCGAUCACGGCGCAGGGCAUGUUCUUAUGCGCGGUCAUACGGGCGCUGCACCAGAACCACACGUGUAACAUGCACCCGCAGUGGAUCGGGCUGGUCACGGCGACGCUGCCCUACAUGGGACGGGUCCUGCGCCGCGUCGUCGCCUCGGUGACCCUGCAGCUCUGCAGGAACCUGGACAACCUGAUCCAGCAGUACCGCUACGAAACCGGGAUCACAGAGAGCAGGCCCCAGUGGAUGGCGCUGUGUAUUCCUCCUGACCUCAUCCUCACCAUGCUGGAGGGAGUGACCGCUAUUAUCCACUACUGCCUGCUAGACCCGUCAUCUCAGUACCACCAGCUGCAGGUGAGCGUGGAUCAGAAACACCUGGCUGAAGCUCGUUCAGGGAUCCUCUCCAUCCUGCACACCAUCAUGUCAUCAGUCACUCUGCUGUGGAGCGCCCUGUACCUCGCCGACACCUCCGAGCGACCCAGCGGCGCCACCUACAGCUCCAACAUCAACCUCGGCUCCACCAAGAAUCUUCGGCAGCAAAUUCUGGAGCUGCUGGGUCCGAUCUCCAUGAACCACGGCGCUCACUUCAUGGCCGCCAUCGCCUACGUCUGGAACGAGAGGAAACAGAUGAAAAGUCCGGCCAGAAACAAGGUGAUACCAGCAGCGAGUGAGGAGCAGCUCCUCCUGGUGGAUCUGGUGAGGUCGGUUAACGCCAUGCGCACCGAAACGGUCAUGCAGACGGUGAAGGAAGUGCUCAAACAGCCACCCGCCAUCGCUAAGGAGAAGAAGCAUCUCUCUCUGGAGGUCUGCAUGCUUCAGUUCUUCUACGCCUACGUACAGAGGAUUCCAGUUUCCAGUUUGGUGGACAGUUGGGCGUCGCUGCUGUCACUGCUGAAGGAAUCGGUACAGCUCGGCCUCCCCGCACCCGGGCAGUUCCUCAUCCUGGGAGUUCUGAACGAGUUCAUCCUGAAGAAUCCAACACUGGACAGUAAGAAGGACCAGCGAGAGCUUCAGGACGUGACCCAUAAGAUUGUGGAGGCCAUCGGGACCAUAGCCGGUUCCUCUCUGGAACAGACCACGUGGUUGAGGAGGAACCUGGAGGUGAAACCUUCUCCUCAGAUCGUGGUGGACGGUGCCAGUCUGGAGACAGGAGAUACAGAGGAUCUGAUGCUGACAGUGAUGGAAGCCUCCAGUUUCACCCCCUCAGUGUACAGUGUGCACGCCCUCACACUGCUAGCUGAGGUGUUGGCUCACCUGUUGGACAUGGUGUUCUACAGUGAUGAGAAGGAGAGAGUGAUCCCCCUGCUGGUCAACAUCAUGCACUACGUGGUACCGUAUCUACGCAACCACAGUGCCCACAAUGCCCCGAGUUACCGGGCGUGUAUCCAGCUCCUGAGCAGUCUGAGCGGGUAUCAGUACACACGCCGAGCGUGGAAAAAAGAAGCCUUCGACCUCUUCAUGGAUCACACCUUCUUCCAGAUGGACGCCUCCUGUGUCAGCCACUGGAGAGCCAUCAUCGACCACCUGAUGACCCACGAUAAGACCACGUUCAGAGAUUUAAUGACGAGGGUAGCAGUAGCACAGAGCAGCUCUCUGAACCUCUUCACCAAUCGAGACGCUGAGCUGGAGCAGAGAGCCAUGCUGCUCAAACGCCUCGCCUUCACCAUCUACAGCAGCGAGGUGGAUCAGUACCAGAAAUACCUCCCGGAUAUUCAAGAGAGGUUGGUGGAGAGUUUAAGGAUUCCUCAGGUGCCGAUCCUGCACACUCAGGUGUUCCUGUUCUUCAGAGUUCUGCUGCUGCGCAUGUCACCUCAACAUCUCACCUCAUUAUGGCCCACCAUGAUCACCGAACUGGUUCAGGUGUUUUUACUGAUGGAGCAGGAGCUCAUCGCAGACGAGGACAUCACCAGGACGUCGGGCCCCUCUGUUGCGGGACUGGAAACCACCUAUUCGGGAGGAAACGGCUUCUCCACGUCCUAUAACAGCCAGCGCUGGCUCAACCUCUACCUGUCGGCCUGUAAACUGCUGGACCUGGCGCUCGCCCUGCCCCCCGACAGCCUGCCGCAGUUCCAGAUGUACCGGUGGGCGUUCAUCCCCGAAUCCUCUGACGACUCCGGGCUGGAGGUGCGCAGGCAGGGGACGCACCAGAGGGAGUUCAAACCGUACGUCGUCCGCCUGGCUAAGCUGCUCAGGAAGCGCGUGAAGAAGAGCGGCGAGGACGACGUUUCGGGACGGGCGCUGGCGUGGGAGCCGGGUCGCCUGACUCUCACCCUGUUUGGGAUUCGGAGCAUGGAGCAGCUCCUCCCGUUCUUCACCGUCCUGAGUCAGGUGUUCAGCAGCAAAUCCGGCAGCAGGACGGCGUCCUUUCACCCCGCCCCUCCCGCCGACGCCGCCGGCGCGCUGAAGAACAUCAAACCCGAGAGCCAGAGGAGCUUCUGGAGCCGCGCCCGGCACGACAUCGAGGAGACGGUGGAGAAGGAUUUCCUGGAGGGGCUCAUCAAAACGUAACGGAGAGAAUAAUCAUCAGAAAUGUGUGUAGGUUAUAGUACUGAACUGUGGGGAGCUCCAACACCUCAAAUUCUACAUGAAACCAGAACAAAGAGGGAAGAAAUAUUUAAACACGCAGGUUUAUAAAAAGUUCUUUUUCUAUUUAUAAUAAUUGUGUUUUUUAUUAUUUAAAGGUUUUAUUGCACUCGUUACUUUAAUCUCUCCGAUGCUCUGAAGUUUCGGCUCAUUCCGUGUCGUGGUUCAAAAUAAAUCUGUUAGAAAUGAUUCUGGGAUCAAAAGUUCCGGUUCCUGAAGCGUCCGGACCUGCACUAACGUUUAAAAUCGCCGGCUGUGUUCCAAAUCACAAGCUUCUGUAUUCUGUACGAUGGGUGAGCGGGUUUACACUCGGCUUAUUAUUUCAUUCGUCUUUAUAUUCCAAAAUAAAGUUUCCUAGAAUUAAAUCCAGACUUAAAAGUAAAAAGAUUUUCAGCUUUUUCACAGAAAUCUGUUCAAUUUGUAAUGGAAUUUAAAAUCUAAUUAAGAGUAAUUAGUACAAAUAAAUAUUUUAUUCAGUAGAAAAAAUAAAAACAUGUUAAAAAUGAAUGUUAGUUAAAAAUCAUUUUGUAAAAUUUUAAUAAUUCUAAAAUAUAAAACAAACAAAAAAAUAAUAUCUGGUAUUAAACUGCACUGAAACAUUUACAUUCAGUUAAAAGCUGUACACUGUGUGUCUGAAAGUAUUUGGACGCCUGACUGUGAGCUUGUCAGACGUCCCACUCCAAAAAACAAAUAAUAUUAAAAUAGUCUUGGUGGAUGUUCCGGUUCAUCCCAGAGCUGUUGAGUGGGGCUGGAGCUUUUCUUCAUGUCUCUAUAGAGCUCGCUUUGUGCACAGGAAAGGACCUUCCCCAAACUGUUACUGCAGAAGCAUGUGAUUUCCUUUAUAUGAUUGAUUUAUUACACGUUAGUGACUGUUGUGUCAUUAGAAGGGGCGUCCCGAUACUUUUGUCCACAUAGUGCAGCUGAGACUCCAGGAGACUCAAACUGAAUGAAGAAUAAAAUCCAGUGUUAUUAAAAUAAAAUGAUUUUUAAUAUCUCUGUGUGUGUUUUUGUUCAUGUGAUGUUUAUGUGAUUUGGGACACGGCAGCUGAAAUGUGACGCUGCCUGCGCGGCUGUUGUGAAGUUGAAGUUGCUACUGAUUUACUGAAAUAAAACCACUUUUAUUCAUCA
Messenger RNA from Trichomycterus rosablanca, 8673 nucleotides. It is a transcript of the gene dop1a, whose product is annotated as DOP1 leucine zipper like protein A. Gene Ontology annotation, cellular component: trans-Golgi network; endosome. The transcript has 38 exons. Gene Ontology annotation, biological process: Golgi to endosome transport. NCBI's taxonomy places the organism in Eukaryota, Metazoa, Chordata, Actinopteri, Siluriformes, Trichomycteridae. Bases 235 to 7470 code for a protein of 2411 amino acids. The record is from RefSeq and is a predicted model, not a curated record.